Diorhabda sublineata is the source of this 7586-nucleotide messenger RNA. RefSeq names its product ATP-dependent helicase brm-like. The record is from RefSeq and is a predicted model, not a curated record. Bases 249 to 5657 code for a protein of 1802 amino acids. Gene Ontology annotation, molecular function: transcription factor binding; ATP binding; ATP-dependent chromatin remodeler activity. The transcript has 19 exons. Gene Ontology annotation, cellular component: nucleus. Lineage: Eukaryota; Metazoa; Arthropoda; Insecta; Coleoptera; Chrysomelidae. Gene Ontology annotation, biological process: positive regulation of transcription by RNA polymerase II.
CUAGAAUUUUAGCUGUUUUCUCUCUCUAGCAGUAUAAAAUAAAAAGAGAAAAAUUUUAAUCAAAACAAAUUAAUUCGGGGUGCAGGGAAGAGCAGGGAUUAGAUUGGAAAAUGGCGAGUGUUGUGUUUUAAUAAAUAAAAGUGAAAAAAUGAAUAAAUUUAUUAAUAAAUAUAAAAGAAAUUCGUACUUGCAUUGGUUUUAAAUAUUUUCGACAUUCUACAGUACCUGCCAGUGAACAAGAUAAAAAAAUGUCAAGUCCAUCUUCUCAAAGUAGUCCUAUGCCUCCUCCGAUGGGUACACCUUUACAUAUUUCAUCUUCUCAACCACCACAUAAUUCUUAUCAACCAUCUAUGAUACAUAUAAGCAAUUCUAAUGGAAUUUCCCCAUUACCUAUGCCUCCGACUUCAACCCAUUCGUUACCACCCCAUAUGUCGCCUCACGGACCUCCUCACGGUAAUCACCCACUCAACUUGGGACCUCCUCCACACCUACCACAUGGACUAUCUGGUGGUCCUCAACAUGGACCACCCGGAGUGCCUCAACACGGACCACCCGGGGUACCUCAGCAUGGACCACCUGCAGGGACUCAGCACGGACCACCUGGGGGUCCUCAGCAUGGACCACCUGGGGGUCCUCAGCAUGGACCACCUGGGGUUCCUCAUCACGGACCACCUGGGGUACCUCAGCAUGGACCACACGGGAUACCUCAGCAUGGACUACCUGCGGGUCCUCAGCACGGUCCACAUGGAGGUUCUCAGCACGGUCCACCUGGAGGUCCUCAGCACGGCCCACCUGGAGGUCCUCAGCACGGUCCACCUGGAGGUCCUCAGCACGGUCCACCUGCAGGUCCUCAGCAUGGACCACCUGCAGGUCCUCAGCAUGGACCUCCUGGAGGUAUCCAGCAUGGACCACCAGGAGGGACUCAUCAUGUGCCGUGUGGUGGACCUCAACAUGGGCCCCCUGGAGGGUUUCAAUAUGGACCACAUGGAGGGCCUCAACAUGGAUCGUUUGGACUAGCCUCGCACGGUUCUUCAGUAGGAUCGCCACAUGGACCUAUUCAUGGCCCAUCUUCAUCCCACGCGCCUUCUGGUUCCCAUCCACCAGCAGGAAUGGUACACGGUCCACCUGUUAUUCCUCAUCAUAUUGGUCCGUCUCCAACAUCACAUGGGGGGCCGCUUAUGCAUACAAAUACACAAAAUACUCACAGUGCUCAAGCUCAUGAUCUGUCAACAGUCAAUUCUUCGCAAGGUGGGAAUUUGUCACAACAAAACUAUUCUGGUCCUACCCCUCAGUCUGGUUCUAUCGGACACCCACAACAGCGGCAGAAUUUAGCUGCUUCUCCUGGUCCUCUUCCUCCAUCCACAUCAAGUUCUGGAUCCCCCCAAGGUCCGUCUUCUUCUCCUUUACAAGGUCAAGAAAAUUUAAAUGCUUUACAAAGGGCCAUAGACAGUAUGGAGGAAAAAGGAAUGCAGGAAGAUCCUAGAUAUUCACAAUUGUUAGCGUUGAGAGCUAGAAGUAAUGGAUCGAAUAAUGUUUUAACACAAACGCAAAUGUCACAAUUAAGAAACCAAAUAAUGGCUUAUCGUUAUAUAGCGAGAAAUCAACCAGUACCGUCUCAAAUAAAUUUAGCGUUGCAAGGAAAACGUCCCGAAGGUUCUCCACAAUGUUCUACACCGCCUCCUAAUUCGCCAUUAAUUCAAGGAAACUCCGGAAAUCAUCAGACCAGUUCACAUCCACAUGAACCCGUAGAAACUCCAACUUCUGGUAGGGUAUCAUCUCCAGCUCCACCAGAACCGCCGAUGCGACCACCUGUAACACCAACUUCUCAACAGGCUAUAAUGCAGAACCAUCCGGCACAAACUCAUCUGGUACCUGCCCCUAUGCAGUCACCUCAAGCUCCUCCCCAUUCUUAUAAACAGCCUCAUAAUCCUCCGCUCCACGCGCCACCUCCACAAAUGGUCAACAGCGGUUCCAGAUCUGUGCAGAUACAUCAACCUCAACCGAAUCAUCAUAAUCAUCAAAACGUUAAACAUAAUAGGAUCAGUUCUUUACUCAAACCAUGUGGAGUUGAUCCGCUGGUUCUUCUUCAAGAAAGAGAAAACAGAGUGGCAGCUAGAAUAGCAUCACGUAUGGAACAACUAUCCAAUUUACCGACAAACUUAUCAGAUGAGGUCCGCUUGCAAGUUCAGAUCGAAUUAAGAGCCCUUAGAUGUUUGAAUUUUCAAAGACAACUCCGUAGUGAGAUAAUAGCGUGUACUAGAAGGGAUACCUCACUCGAAACGGUAAUUAACGUCAAACAAUACAAAAGAACCAAAAGACAAGGUUUGAAAGAAGCUAGAGCAACGGAGAAGCUGGAAAAACAACAAAAAAUUGAAGCCGAAAGAAAAAAGAAACAAAAACAUCAAGAAUUUCUUAAUUCGGUGACACAACACGCGAAAGAUUUUAAAGAAUUUCACAGAAACGUACAGGGAAAGUUAUCGAGAUUGAAUAGAGGUAUAAUGAGUUAUCAUGCGAAUGCAGAAAGGGAGCAGAAAAAAGAGCAAGAGAGGAUAGAAAAAGAACGUAUGAGAAGGUUGAUGGCAGAAGAUGAAGAAGGUUAUAGAAAAUUGAUUGAUCAAAAGAAAGACAAACGUUUGGCAUUCUUACUGUCUCAGACGGAUGAAUACAUAAGUAAUUUAACCGAAAUGGUGAAACAGCACAAAUUGGAACAACAACGCAAACAAAUGGAAGAAGAAAAGAAAAAGAAAGUCCAAGACAAACUCAAAAAAAAGAGGAGAAAAUUAGGAUUGGAUGGUAUUAUAAAGCAAGACGAGGAUGGGACGCAAGAAUUGGACAGACCAAUUACUGUAAUCGAAAUAACAACAGGAAAAAAACUUUCAGGAGAAGAAGCCCCGAUGCUCAGCCAAUUACAAGAAUGGUUAAUUCAAAAUCCCGGUUGGGAAAUUGCAGACACCGAUGACGACGAAGAUGAAGAAACCGAUUCCGAUGCAUCCGAUGAAGAUGAUAAUAGACCGAAAUCGGAGGAGGAUAAAACGAAAGAGGUAAUCAAAAAAGCCAAAGUGGAAGAUGACGAAUAUCAUAAAAAUUCGAAAGAAGAACAGACCUAUUAUAGUAUUGCGCAUACCGUACACGAAAUAGUAACAGAACAACCAACCAUUAUGAUCAACGGACGUCUAAAAGAGUACCAGAUAAAAGGAUUGGAAUGGUUAGUGUCUUUAUUUAACAAUAAUCUUAACGGUAUUUUAGCCGACGAGAUGGGAUUGGGAAAAACUAUACAGACCAUAGCUUUAAUUACUCAUCUUAUGGAAAAAAAGAAAAUCAACGGACCAUAUCUUAUAAUUGUACCGUUGUCUACUUUGUCGAAUUGGGUUUUGGAAUUCGAAAAAUGGUCGCCGUCAGUCGUAGUUGUUUCGUAUAAAGGUUCGCCGUGUGUCAGAAGGCAGAUUCAGAGCCAAAUGAGAUCGACAAAAUUUAAUGUUUUAUUAACUACUUACGAAUACGUUAUAAAAGAUAAAGGAGUAUUAGCUAAGUUGCCGUUUAAAUAUAUGAUCAUAGAUGAAGGUCAUCGUAUGAAAAAUCAUCAUUGUAAAUUGACUCAAGUAUUAAACACUCAUUAUUUAGCUCCACAUCGUCUCUUAUUAACUGGUACUCCACUACAAAAUAAAUUACCAGAAUUAUGGGCUUUACUUAAUUUUUUAUUGCCUUCUAUAUUCAAAAGUUGUUCAACAUUCGAACAAUGGUUCAACGCUCCUUUUGCUACUACAGGAGAAAAGGUUGAGUUGAACGAGGAAGAAACUAUUCUGAUCAUUCGACGUCUUCACAAAGUUCUUAGACCGUUUCUAUUGAGACGAUUAAAAAGAGAAGUAGAGUCACAGCUUCCCGAUAAAGUAGAAUACAUAAUAAAAUGUGACAUGUCCGGUCUACAAAAAGUUUUGUACAAGCAUAUGCAAAGUAAAGGGGUUCUGCUGACCGACGGUUCCGAAAAAGGUAAUAAAGGUAAAGGAGGAGCGAAAGCCUUAAUGAAUACAAUUGUUCAAUUGAGAAAGUUAUGCAACCAUCCUUUCAUGUUUCAAAAUAUCGAAGAAAAAUAUUGCGAUCAUGUUGGAAUCGCGGGAGGGGUCAUAUCGGGACCGGAUAUUUAUCGAGCUUCCGGUAAAUUCGAACUUUUAGAUCGUAUAUUACCGAAAUUAAAAGCUACGAAUCACCGAGUACUACUAUUUUGUCAAAUGACUCAAUUAAUGACGAUAAUGGAAGAUUAUUUAAGUUGGCGCGGUUUUGGUUAUCUUCGUUUAGAUGGUACGACCAAAGCCGAAGAUCGUGGUGAUUUGUUGAAUAAAUUCAACGACAAAGCUAGCGAUUAUUUCAUUUUUCUUUUAUCUACGAGAGCAGGAGGAUUAGGACUCAAUUUACAAACAGCCGAUACCGUCGUUAUAUUCGAUUCCGAUUGGAACCCUCAUCAGGAUCUACAAGCUCAAGAUAGAGCUCAUAGAAUCGGACAACAGAACGAAGUAAGAGUACUUAGAUUAAUGACGGUUAAUUCGGUCGAAGAACGUAUAUUGGCGGCUGCUAGAUAUAAACUUAACAUGGACGAAAAGGUCAUUCAAGCCGGUAUGUUCGAUCAAAAAUCGACCGGAACUGAAAGACAACAGUUUUUACAACAUAUCUUACAUCAAGACGGAGACGAUGAAGAAGAAGAAAAUGAAGUUCCCGAUGACGAGACCGUUAAUCAAAUGGUAGCGAGAUCCGAAGCGGAAUUCGAACUUUUUCAAAAAAUGGACGUGGAAAGGCGAAGGGAAGAGGCUAAAUUAGGACCCGCUAGAAAAUCUAGAAUGUUGGAAAUUAGCGAAUUACCAGAUUGGUUAGUUAAAGAAGACGACGAGGUCGAUCGCUGGCACUACGAUGACCAAGACAGCAUUUUGGGUAGAGGCACGAGACAACGAAAGGAAGUUGAUUAUACCGAUAGUAUAACAGAAAAAGAUUGGUUAAAGGCUGUAGAUACUGGCGAAUAUGAGGAAGAAGAAGAGGAGGAAGAGAAAAUUAGAAAAAAGAAGAAUCGCAAAAAGAGAAGACGGGGCGAAGAUUCUGAUAGCGAAGUAGGAAGCGUCAUCAAAAGAAAAAAUAAAAAUCAAAUUUACGAUACGAGGCUUAAAAGACAAUUGAGAAAAUUAAUGACUAUCGUCACGAGAUAUACGGAUAGUGAUGGUCGAUUACUGAGUGAACCGUUUAUAAAACUACCCCCUAAAAAAGAUUAUCCCGAUUAUUAUGAGAUUAUUAAGAAACCCAUCGAUAUAAACAAAAUUUUAGAUAGGAUUUCUGACGGAAAGUAUCUGGAUUUCGCAGAUCUAGAACGAGAUUUCAUGCUACUUUGUCAGAACGCUCAGAUAUACAACGAAGAAGCAUCUUUAAUUCACGAAGAUAGUAUAGUACUUCAAUCGGUAUUCGCUAAUGCGAAACAUCGUAUCGAAAACGAAUGCGUCGAAUCGGAACCGGACGAUGAAAAAGACGAAGUUAAAUCGGAUACCGAUUCUUUAAUAAAAAUGAAGAUAAAGCUCAAGAGUAAAAAGCUCAUUAGCAGUAGUAGUAUUGGUAAUAGACGGAAGAGAAGUCCGAAGAAAUACCUUUCUGAGGAUGAUGAUGAUGAAGAAGAAGACGAUUAGAUUUUUUCAAUUAUCUUGUUUUUUUUUCGAGGUUUUUAGAUAAAUGACUUGAUAUACUUUAGAUCGGUAUUUGUUAUUUAACCACAAACUUUUGUGUUACUAUUAAUAUAGUUUAAAGUAAUUUUGGUUUUAAAAAUGCACUCUAUUAAUUAUAAGUAAAAAUGUUGGUUGUGCUCUAAAUGUGAUAAAUUUUUAUUUAAAAUAUUUCGCUAAUUGUUUUUAUAUCGCGGGUUUGUCUAUGUAUCAAGUAGGGAUGAAUCGAUUCUCGAUACCACCGAUUCUUGGUAUCGAGAAUCGAUCGCAAAAAUUCGAUACCGAUACCAGUAAAUGGACGGAACAAUUAUUUUUUAAUCCAGUUUAUAUUGUUAUCAAAAUGAAAUUAUAUUUUGCAAAAUCAUUUGUCUUUGUUUAAACAAUGCACUGCCUCGGAACAUUUAUUGCGCCGACAAAGUAGUCCCAUAUCUUCUUUGAUAUAGUAGGUGUAGAGUGUAUAAAAAUCCCGCUUUUAAAAUAACAUGGAUAAUGAUUUUUAUUUUUGAUACAAUUACAUAAAAACCAAAGAGCUUAACGUAGACCAUGUGUUUCCCUCUGCUGGUCCGAUUUAAUUUCAGAAUAAAUGCUUAUUAAACCAUUGUUUAUUUUUUAUUUGCGAAAUUGCCUCAUUCAUCCCUGUAUAGGCAUAGAUAUUUUGAAAUUGGUUUGUAGGUUGUUCAAACAAAUUCUGAAUAUGUUUUUAGUAAGAAAAUUUUUUUCCAUCGAUGGUAUCGGUAUCGAAAAUCGAAAAAUUUUUGGUAUUGACACAUCUCUAGUAUCAAGGUAUAUCAAGAUAUUAUAAGCGUUAAAAAGAAAAUGAAUAAACUAACUUUUUAUCGGCUCAAAGCUUACGUGUAUUGUUAUAUAUGGAAAUGAAAUUCCAUUAUUUUUUGCCAUUGUAGUUGAGAUUAAUUAAAUUUAGUAAGUUUAGUAGAUUUCAAAUGUUGUACAUAGGUAUACAAUCUAUCUAUCCACAUAAAAUGUAUUCGAAUCCUACUAUUUUUUAACUAUUCGCUUUAUAUAUUCAACGCGAGACCUUUACAAUAACAAUUUAACACAAUUGUGUGUAUUUUUAAAUAUUAUUUAUUUCUUCAUAAUCAUUUCUUAUUAUCUUUUAGAACGAUUCCUAUAAUGAAAGUUCUUGUAUCUCAAAAGCGUUUACCAUUUUUUUCAACUUGUACUCUACACCAAUUUUAAUUGAAUUGAAAAUUGCUAUUUUUAGUAUGAUUUUAAAAAUCGUGGACUUUUUACGGUAAAAGUAGUUCUCAAUUUCAAAUUUUGAUUCAAAUCAGGUUUCUAAUUACAAAUGUAGACUAAAAAUAUUUUUGCAAUAAUUUAAUCAGCAGUAUUAGUAGGUCUAACUAAACGAAUAAUUACAACGAUUAAAUUGUUUUUAUAUAUAUAUAUAUAUAUAUAUAUAUAUAUAUAUAUAUAUAUAUAUAUAUAUAUAUAUAUAUAUAUAUAAAUGUUGGUUAAAUCUAAUGGUAUGUCUAUGUACAAAUUAUUCUUACAAUUAUAUAUCAAAAAUAUGAUUGUGUCUCAUGACGUCCAUACGGUUUUCGAAAAAUUCAUGCGAGCAUAUUUUGGAAAGAUAGUUUUUGGUAUUAUAAUUGUAAAUAAAUCGAUUGUUUUAUGAGUCACGUCACAAAAAUGAAGGUUUUAGAGUUUUAUUGUUAUGAAAACGAACGCAAAAAAUUAAGUCUGAUUCAGCAAUAUUGUUCCUAUAGAUUUUAUUAAUAUUCUUUCACUUCUAAUAUCCUAUUUGUGACGUGUUUUAACCAUAAACUAUUUUUUUAACGAGUUCAACUAUUUUUAUCUUUUACAGAUAAAUAAAAUAUAUCUAUGAUUUUAUUGAAAGCUUUAAUAAACCUUGCGUGUUUAACAUGUCUCCCAAUU